Molecule: messenger RNA, 3561 nt
Organism: Letharia lupina
Lineage: Eukaryota; Fungi; Ascomycota; Lecanoromycetes; Lecanorales; Parmeliaceae
Exons: 8
Coding region: 1-3561 (1186 amino acids)
Cellular component (GO): nucleus
Molecular function (GO): protein binding
Source: RefSeq, a predicted model, not a curated record
AUGUCAUUCCCCAGCCACGAAUACUCCACGUCUGCCCAACCUGAUAACGUGACAGGCCUGGCCGGUGGAUCGUAUCAAACAAACCAAGGCUCCAGUAUGGCAGCCAACGACAGUGCGUAUGUUUCGUCGCCUAGCACGCUGACCUCGCAGAGUGCAGGCUCAUCAGGCUUCGAGACUCCCCGUCGAACACAAACAUAUGGCCGACGGCAAGAAGAGCUUCAUAUACCACCAAACACAGCCCCAGCCCAAUCAACACCAAAAGAUCUACCGCGGCAUCAUUCAUAUCAUUCGUCACAAGAAUUUGUUGGGGGUCCAGCUCCUGGGAUCAAUGUUCAACAAGCUACGCCUCAAGAAUCUCACUACGCAAACGCUCCAGGGGGAAUAUCACUCCCAGGCUCUCUACAACCAGGCCGUCCAGGUGCCUCAGCGUCCAUUACUGCGCCUUCUACCGUACCAACUUUGCCUCAAACCCAGAAUCCCCCUCAAAAACAACCCCAUUCCUCACGACCCUCGACGACCAGCCAAGCACACAGCUAUUCUCGGUCCAGUCCUGCUGGUAUGGAUCAACCAAAAUACGCCCCUUUUGUCAAUACCCCUGAGAGUUCCAAAUACUCGUCACCGCCUAGCCACAGAUACACGUCAUCUCAGACAGCCCAAGGUGACGCUGGAUACUCACCGCUCGGCUUGGCAGAUAUACGACCGUUAGCUGACUCGGCAGUAAAUGAUGGACCUCAAAGCGGAAACUCAUACUCAAACGACGGCUAUCCUGCGUUCCCCACGAACAGCAACUAUUUGGCUCCAUGGGCAGUCUAUGCCUUUGAUUGGUGCAAAUGGCCAGUCCAGCAGCAAACUUCCGGCGAUUCAGCCGGCAAGAUGGCGAUUGGAAGUUACGUCGAGGAUGGGCAUAAUUUCAUUCAAAUUCUCGAGACUCAGAUUGCCCCAGAGCCAGAAGUUGACCAUUCAAUAGACGCGCCCCAAUUUGGUCUUGAAUUCGUUAAGACCGCGGAAGCGACACAUUCCUAUCCUGUCACAAGGAUAUUGUGGGAACCGGCGUCCUCCCAAAAGCAGUCUACUGACCUCCUGGCUACAUCUGGGGACCAUUUACGCUUGUGGUCUUUGCCAUCACAGUCGUCCUAUAACCCAAGAAACUCUAUAUCCCGCUCGUCUAAUAGUUCACAGCAGCCGCCUCAAAAGCUGACACCUCUUGCUCUUCUCUCAAACUCCAAAUCGCCCGAACACACUGCACCACUCACUUCAUUGGAUUGGAAUACGCUUUCUCCAAGUCUCAUUAUUACUUCCAGCAUCGAUACCACUUGUACAAUAUGGGAUAUACCCACGCUUACGGCCAAGACGCAACUGAUAGCGCACGAUAAAGAGGUCUUCGACGUCCGUUUCUGCGCUAACAGCGUUGACGUAUUCGUGAGCUGUGGCGCCGAUGGUAGUGUACGAAUGUUCGACCUCAGAAGUCUAGAACACAGUACAAUCAUAUACGAGCCUUCGGAGAAGAACAAUGAGAAAUCUUCAAGUCCUGGAAACAUGAGCCCAACGACGGCGCAGCAAACAAUGUCAUACGCACCACCACUACUCAGACUAGCAGCUUCUCCCCAUGAUGCGCAUCUCCUGGCAACAUUUUCACAAGACUCGAACAGCAUACGAAUUCUAGAUGUUCGGCAACCCGGACAGGCAUUACUCGAACUACGGGGACACGCAGCUGCUAUCAAUUGCAUAGAAUGGUCGCCUUCUCGAAGAGGCACACUAGCAUCUGGUGGAGACGAUUCGCUAGUAUUAAUUUGGGACCUUCUAAACCAAGGCAAUGCCACGCUGGCCCCAGGCUCGAACGGCAAUCCGCAGGCGUCAGGAAACUCAACCCCCGCUAAUACACAAGGACCGACCGCAAGUUGGCAUUGCGAUUAUGAAGUUGGGAAUAUUAGCUGGGCGCCGCAGAGCGGCUUGACGAGUCAAGGGAGCGAUUGGUUGGGUGUUAGCGGUGGAAAGCAAGCGAAUUACCACGUCUACCGCAAGGAGCUAUUUGGGCUAUCAGUGAUCGAGUCAUCUGUUGGAGUCUUGACCUCCGUCAGUGUUGGACGGCGAAGUCCUGAUAGCGCAUGUCGAUCCCUCUUCAACCUCCCUUCCGCCAACAAAGACAUUCCUCUCCUUCCAAUACAUGCAUCCCGAAACCCAACGCCAUCUCAAACCCCGUACCAAACCGCGCCAGCAAGCCCUGACCCACGACCUCCCUCGAAAAUGACUGCUGUCCAGGUUCCGUACUCCGAUGCCCUUAUCACCAUCUCACGCCAGGAAGUCCACCUACAAAGCACCCUUCAGCACCUUCUCGAUGCCCAAAGCGAAGGUCUACUUGCUGGUCUCACAGGCGGCCCGCCUCAAGGUGAAACAUCAACUACAGGUAGCCGAACACCGACGACAGCAUAUUCCAGCCCAGGCGGCCCCAGGAAGCUAAAGAGUGUUGUACCCAUGCGGCAACCUCUGAAAAGGAAACUAGGUUUGAAAGGCGCGCGCAGAGGCAUUGCACGCGCCAUAUCGGAUUUAGCAACCCUGAAGAUUGAGGAGGCCAGGAUACUAGAGGGGGAACUCUUGCAGCGAGCAGAGACGCUUAGUAUCGUGCAGCGAUUUGAGACAAAGAUGGUCGGAUUGAAGGAACACAUUGAUAACAUUGAAUCAGAAGACACGACCCGCGAAGUGGAGGAUCUGAAGGGCGAGGAGAAGGCUUUGGCUCACGAGAUCCGGGAGCUGGAAUCUAGAUUGUGGGAAACGAAGGCUAAGCACCGCCACCUGCUACGAGAGAUUGAAAGUCUGGAUAGUAGUGUGCAGAGCAAACUCAGCUCUUAUCAGUCCGCGCUGACGUUGGCGGAGAAGGAGUCGAGGAAAUUCCUUGAGAGUCCACCAUUACGGGGUAAUAGGACUGUUACGACUACAGGGCUGUGGGCUUUACCGGCUGAGCGACGGACACUGCAAAUGGCGAAGGAGCAGUACGCUGAGGAGCAAGAUGUAUUGAGAAAGCGGUUUGACGAGGUGGAGACGGAAAGGGGCGCGUUGGAAGAUGGCUUUGGGGUCUGGAACGAAGUCGUUGAGGACGUUACUGGUGUCGAAAAGCUGCUACGGGAAGAAAUGCACGAAAUGCAAGCGCCUUUGGUCCAAGAGAACAAAAAUGGCAAUGCUAUAGGGGGAAUGAGGAAGAUUUUGGAGCAAAUGUCGAAAGCGAGAUCGCGGACUGAAAGCAAGCUGGAAGUCUCAGAAGCCCGGGAGUGGAAGCUCCUGGUUUGCUGCAUUGGGGCCGAGUUGGAAGCCAUGAUUGAAGGGCAGAGUGUGCUGCAUGGUGCACUUGAGGCUGCUCGACGAUCAGAAGGCGAAGAUUAUGUGAGUAAAGAUGGCAACGUCCCUGUUACACGUAUCAAUUCGGUCUCCCCAGUCGACCUCUCAGCACGUCUGGAAGCAUUGGGGAAGCAAGACUGCCCAGCAGAGCCCAGUAGUAUCUUGGAUAAGUCGGAGGACGAGGACGACGGACCUGGGCCAGAUUUGCUUAUUUCAAAUGAUGAUGUAUAG